Molecule: messenger RNA, 1287 nt
Organism: Cebus imitator (Panamanian white-faced capuchin)
Lineage: Eukaryota; Metazoa; Chordata; Mammalia; Primates; Cebidae
Gene: HELT
Product: helt bHLH transcription factor
Exons: 7
Coding region: 1-1185 (394 amino acids)
Biological process (GO): regulation of transcription by RNA polymerase II; anterior/posterior pattern specification; regulation of neurogenesis
Cellular component (GO): nucleus
Molecular function (GO): DNA-binding transcription factor activity, RNA polymerase II-specific; protein dimerization activity; RNA polymerase II cis-regulatory region sequence-specific DNA binding
Source: RefSeq, a predicted model, not a curated record
AUGUGCCAUUACCACUGGACUCGGGAAAGUGACAGGAGGAAGCCAAGGCUGUCAGCCCUGGAGCUCACAAAUGCUAAAUGGGAGACUUCGGGCAGCAGCGUGCACCUGCCAUCGGGCAUCCCGGUCUCUGCAUGGCUCCUCAGGGCCCUCGAGGGUGAAAGGGAGCCGGAGGGGGGAGAAAAGAAAGCCAGCGACGUGGUCAGGGAGCAGGGGGGAGCGUCGCGUGCCAAACAGCGGCGGGAGGGGCGAGGCGAGGCGGGAGCCUCGUGUGCCAGCCGCAGCCCCACACCUGCCGGGAUGUCCGGACAAAUAAAGCGGUCCCUAGAUGACCGCUUUAUAAGGCAGCCCUCGGAGUUGGGAGGCUGCAGUCCACCUGGGACACUCGAAGAGGCACACGACGCGGAAGAGUGGACGGGUGCUCCGCACCACCGCCUCUCCCGAGGGCGCGCACUGACCAGGAUGUCAGACAAGCUCAAGGAACGCAAAAGAACCCCAGUUUCGCAUAAAGUGAUAGAAAAGCGGAGGAGGGACAGGAUCAACCGCUGCUUGAACGAGCUGGGCAAGACGGUGCCCAUGGCCCUGGCGAAGCAGAGUUCUGGGAAGCUGGAGAAGGCAGAGAUCCUCGAGAUGACCGUUCAGUAUCUGAGAGCACUGCACUCUGCAGAUUUUCCCCGGGGAAGGGAAAAAGAACUUCUAGCGGAGUUUGCCAACUACUUCCACUAUGGCUACCACGAGUGCAUGAAGAACCUGGUGCAUUACCUCACCACGGUGGAGCGGAUGGAGACCAAGGACACCAAGUACGCGCGCAUCCUCGCCUUCUUGCAGUCCAAGUCCCGCCUGGGCGCGGAGCCUGCCUUUCCGCCGCUGGGUUCACUCCCAGAGCCGGAUUUCUCCUAUCAGCUGCACCCUGCGGGGCCAGAGUUCGCGGGCCACAGCCCCGGGGAGGCCGCUGUGUUCCCACAGGGCUCUGGUCCCGGGCCUUUCCCCUGGCCACCAGGCGCGGCCCGCAGUCCCGGGCUUCCCUACCUGCCCAGCGCGGCGGUGCCUCUCCCGAGCCCAGCGCAGCAGCACAGCCCGUUCCUGACGCCGGUGCAGUGUCUGGACCGGCAUUACCUCAACCGGAUCGGCCACGCGCACCCCAAUGCCCUUAACCUGCAUACGCCCCAGCACCCCCCGGUGCUCUGACGCCCACUCGCCCUCCAGAUUUCUCUGCGCUUUGGGUGCUGCUUAGGAGAAAUGCUGUAUAUAUUGUACAAAUAUUGUGUAAAUAUUGUGCCCCCAAAACAC